AUGGAGACCAGAAGAUCUGACUCUCAGGACAUCCUGAUGUUAGGAAAUGAAACAAAGAUAACAGAAAUCAUCCUUCUUGGAUUUCAAGACUUGGUUGACUUUCAUAUUCUUCUUUUCCUGGUCUUUCUAGUGAUUUACAUUGUGGCCAUAACUGGAAACAUUCUUAUAUUGGUCCUAGUAAUCUUUGAGCAGCGCCUGCAUACUCCCAUGUAUUUCUUCUUGGGGAACAUCUCCUUCCUGGAGUUUUGUUAUACGUCCAAUAUAUUUCCGAGGAUGCUCUCAGAUCUGCUGACUGGGAACAAAAUGAUUUUUUUCAGCAGUUGCUUAACACAGUGGUAUACCUGUGGUAGUUUGAUAUUUUCAGAAAGCUGUUUACUCUGUGCAAUGUCUUAUGAUAGGUAUUUGGCAAUUUGCAAACCAUUACACUAUGCAACCAUGAUGAAGACCCAAACUUGUGUCCAGUUAGCAGCUACAUCUUGGUUGAAUGGAUUUAUUUGUUUUUUGCCCUUACUCUUUCUGAUGUUGCAAUUAAAUUAUUGUGGCCCCAAUGUAAUUGAUCAUUACUUUUGUGACUAUUUCCCAAUCCUAGAGCUCUCUUGCAGUGAUACUACAGUGCUGAAACUGUUGGGUUAUAUUGUGGAUGCCAUGUUUCUUGUUUGUCCAUUCCUUCUCAUUGUGAUAUCUUAUGUAUACGUUAUCAGUGCCAUCUUCAAAAUUCCAUCCACUACUGGGAGACAAAAGGUCUUUUCUACCUGUUCCUCUCACUUAACUGUCAUUUCUAUUUUUUAUGGGUCUCUAAUUGUUGUGUAUAUGCUGCCAAAGACUGAAGGAGAGACAGGUACAGGAAAAUUUUCUUCUCUCCUAUAUAUAGUGCUGCCCCCUCUGGUCAACCCUUUCAUAUAUAGCCUAAGAAACCAGGAGGUCAGAGAUGCUUUACGAAAUAUUACUGGGAGGAUUAUGCAUAAGAAAUUCAUUCCAUAA
Heteronotia binoei (common prickly gecko) is the source of this 981-nucleotide messenger RNA. RefSeq names its product olfactory receptor 2AP1-like. NCBI's taxonomy places the organism in Eukaryota, Metazoa, Chordata, Lepidosauria, Squamata, Gekkonidae. Bases 1 to 981 code for a protein of 326 amino acids. Gene Ontology annotation, biological process: G protein-coupled receptor signaling pathway. Gene Ontology annotation, cellular component: membrane. Gene Ontology annotation, molecular function: olfactory receptor activity; G protein-coupled receptor activity. The record is from RefSeq and is a predicted model, not a curated record. The transcript is spliced from 2 exons.